This is a messenger RNA of Chlamydomonas reinhardtii, 2716 nucleotides long. RefSeq lists its product as uncharacterized. The record is from RefSeq and is a predicted model, not a curated record. Bases 303 to 2189 code for a protein of 628 amino acids. Gene Ontology annotation, cellular component: membrane. Gene Ontology annotation, molecular function: phosphate transmembrane transporter activity. Gene Ontology annotation, biological process: phosphate ion transmembrane transport. NCBI's taxonomy places the organism in Eukaryota, Viridiplantae, Chlorophyta, Chlorophyceae, Chlamydomonadales, Chlamydomonadaceae. The transcript is spliced from 11 exons.
CUUCGACGCGCCUGUCAGCGGCAGUCGCGCCCUUACAUCUCCCCUUGACGGGCCCUUCUUCGCAGGCGACUAGGAAAGGUGAGUCGCUCUGUGCUAGUGCUUCUUGUAAAAUAGUCCAGUUGCGGCCUGCGCAGGCCUAGCAAGAAGUCUGGUGUGGCCAGCGCGAGCGCUCGGGUCAAUCCACGACGGAGCGCACGGCGUUGCGAUUUCAGCGCGCAUCCUCGCGCGCUGUCCUCUUGGCUGGUCGCUCUGCAUAGUGAGCGUGUCUUGCACCCCACUUGCACCCUCAACUCCCUACGCAGAUGCCUCCGGAGUAUUGGACGGAUUACAUGUGGCUGGUGAUUUGCGGCGCCCUCGCCUCAUUCGCCAUGGCCUGGGGUAUCGGCGCUAAUGAUGUUGCCAACUCCUUCGCCACCUCCGUCGGCGCCAAGACCAUCACCCUUCGCCAGGCCUGCGUUAUCGCCGGUAUCUUUGAGUUCGCUGGUGCCCUGGGCCUGGGCGGCGAGGUGGCACGCACCAUCGCCGGCUCCAUCGCCCGCCCCGCCGCGUUCCAGGACAUGCCCGAGAUGUUUGCGUACGGCAUGCUGUGCGCCCUGAUCUCCGCCUCUACCUGGCUUUACAUUGCCACGUACCUGUCCCUGGCCGUGUCCACCACCCACUCCAUCAUCGGCGCCGUGCUGGGCUUUGCUCUGGUGUGGGGCGGUUCCGGCGCCGUGGUGUGGAACGACCGCAAGAAGGAGUUCCCCUACUCUACCGGUCUGGUGCCUGUGGUGUGCUCCUGGUUCGUGUCGCCCAUCACUGCUGGCAUUGCUGCCGGCAUCCUCUACUUCUUCAACCGCCUCAUCGUGCUGCGCCGCCAGAACUCCACCACCCUGGCCAUCUGGGUGUUCCCGUUGCUGGUGUUCCUGACUGUGUUCAUCAACCUCUUCUUCGUUAUCUACAAGGGCGCCAGCAAGGUUGCGGGCUGGACCAGCCACAAGGCCGCCUGGGUGUCGGCCGUGGUGGCUGCUGGCCUGUUCGUGCUGGCUUGCUUCCCCGGCACCUGGAUUCUGCGCCGCCAGGUCACCAAGGACAUGGACGAGGCUGCCCAGAAGGCCGCUGACGCCGAGGCCAACGCUGGCAAGGAGAAGGAGGGCGUGGAGGAGGCUGAGCCCACCUCCAAGGCCAUGAAGAUCUUCAACUCGAUCAAGAAGGCCGCCACCCGUGGCCUGGACGUGGACAUCCAUGCGAACGUCGAGACCGACCGUGCCGUCCACGACCUGCACGCCGCCGCCGAGGUGUUCUCCCCCGAGACCGAGCAGGUGUACAAGUACCUGCAGGUCUUCUCCGCCUGCGCCGUGGCGUUCGCGCACGGAGCCAACGAUGUCGCCAACGCUGUGGGCCCCUUCGCCGGUAUCUACCACGUGUACCGCUUCUGGAACGUCGCCUCCAACGGCGAGACCCCCAUCUGGGUGCUGGCUAUGGGCGGCGCCGGCAUUGUGGUGGGCCUGGCUACCUACGGCUACAACAUCAUUGUGACCCUGGGCGUGGGCCUGGCAAAGAUGACUCCCGCCCGUGGCUACUGCGCUGAGCUGGCCGCCGGCAUCACCAUCUCCGUCGCCUCCGUGUACGGCCUGCCUGUGUCCACCACUCAGAUUAUCACCGGUGCCGAAAUGGGUGUGGGCCUGGUCGAGAGCGUCCGCACCGGCGUGAACUACAAGCUGCUGGCCAAGCAAUUCGCCGCCUGGGUGUUCACCCUGAUCAUUGCCGGCUUCCUGUCUGCCGCCAUCUUCGCUUUCGGCGCCUACGCUCCGUCGCUGACCAUGGGCAAGGACAUCUUGAAGUAUGAGACGUCCAUCCGCAACCUGACCACCGUCAUCUACCGCUCGCUCAACGCCUCUAACGUGGCGGUGAACACCAGCUUCCCCGGCCAGUUCGACCCCACGCUGAACCGCACCAUCACCACCAACACGCGCACCAUCAACAACAUAUUCAACGUCAGGAGCAUUGGUUACAUCGACCCCACCCAGCUGGCGACCGAGAUGAACAACGCCUACCUUACCUACGUGAACUACUCUGUAAUCACCACCGGCUUCAACCGCUCCACCCGCGCCUACGUGCCCGCCAACCAGCCCUACGCCGCCAGCACUAUCGAGGUCAAGCCCUACGCCGUGGCCGCUCCCGCCGCGGGCGCUGCCGGCGGACGGUAAAGGACGCUGAAAUAUGUCACAGCUCCGUGGGGUGCACCCACGACUGUUUCCAUCUCGCGUUCUUGCGUUGCAUUAUGGAUUGCAGGGUUGUCCGGGUAACUUGAUUAAUUCGUCGAUGUUGGGUCGGACGGGUGCAGAUUGAUCACAGUAGGGGGCUUAUCUUAUGAUCCAAGAACCCAUCAACGUCACUAGGAUGAAUGGGAGGGUGUUGCAGGGGGCGGGAGGCACCAGGAGGUGAUGUUGCUUGUCCUGCGCAAACGCGAGCGACACACAAACUAAACUCAAUAGGAGGCACGUGCAGCGUCUGCGUCCAGGCGUCACUUUAUUAUGUAUUUGAUUGAGUCAACGCCGUGUAUAUUUGGUAGUAGUACUAGUACUGAGUUCGGUGUCUAACAACACCGUUUCUGGAUAUAUUUACCUGCCUGAAGCACGCCCUGUAGCGCCACGUUUCUGUAUGUGGUGGGGGAUACCGUACGUGCCGUCUGUACAUCGCACAGAACGCAAGACAGUUGUAAUAGCUCGUAUGA